Messenger RNA from Aureobasidium melanogenum CBS 110374, 6177 nucleotides. RefSeq lists its product as uncharacterized. Bases 1 to 6177 code for a protein of 2058 amino acids. Gene Ontology annotation, cellular component: nucleus; Cul8-RING ubiquitin ligase complex. Lineage: Eukaryota; Fungi; Ascomycota; Dothideomycetes; Dothideales; Saccotheciaceae. The transcript has 2 exons. The record is from RefSeq and is a predicted model, not a curated record. Gene Ontology annotation, biological process: double-strand break repair via homologous recombination; replication fork processing.
AUGCAGCUCAUAUCCUCUCCACAACCAUUCUUUCCCUUACCCGCAAGUACGGCACGAACGAAUGAUUCGAUCCCGAGACUUCCUAGCCAGCCUGAGGCAGGCGCCCUUGAAAGUGCCAUCACUUCUCUAUCUGAUGAACAUCUCGCCGCCCUUACCGCUCAACAACCACGACGCAACCUUCGUGCACGGAAGGCCAUUCAACUACAUCCCUACCUUCUCGAAGUCGAGCAGUACCGUCGUGCCCUCAAAGCUCGUGGCCUAAGACCCAUCCAAGUUGCUACGAAUAGUCAGCGUCCAAGAAAUCAGGAUGAUUCCCAGGAUGACGAGUUUCGUCAGGGAGAGAGUCAGCCACGACGACCCCAGCACGAGCACACCCAGGAAUCAACUCCUCCAGACUCUUCUGCCUCGUCUGUCCACAAUCAGCCGCCACGUCUUGACUUGUCCAACCUCAUCGCUGGAGACGACGAAGACGAAUUUCCCGACAUCGAUGCUGCUCUCCGUCGUCAUGUCAUCGGUGGUACCCAAAUUCAUUACAAGCGCCGCAAGACUCUCGAGACUCCUGACACAAACCAGAAUGGACGCAUGCUACCUUCCGGAACUUCCAACCAGGAUUUACUACCACCAUCACCCCCAAGGACAUCGAGUCCAGCAAAUGCGGAGCCUACACAUGUCGCUCCCCCUCGCUUCAGGCUUCCACAUGGUGUUAAUCCUACAGCCGUUCCUACACCACUUCCUUCUUCGCCUGAGCCGCCGGCCUCCACAUCAGUCAGACGCCCUCGUCAGGUAGUUAUAUCGUCCGACGAAGAAGCUGUCAGUCAUCAAGGUUCUGGUGCAGAGUCCAGCUCCUCAUCCGAAUCGGAUCAGGUAGACAGACAGUUGUUGCGUUACUCGCGGAAGAUUAGGGGUGUGCUGCCUGCCUCGUACCUUAAACUCGACAGACAGAUUAGACAACGAUCGCCAUCGGUUGUCCCUUCUGAAGCUCAGAAUGCAACACCGAGACCAACAGCUCCUGUCAGAGGCGUUGCUCAACGGAAGGUGACAAGCGCCUCUGCCACAACAGCUCGCCAGAACAGCUAUGUGAUAUUUUCUGACAACUCCGAGUCAGAUAGCUCGGUUCCAGAACUGCCAGCUUCUCGACUGCUCCAGACUAGACUGCCAUCACCGAUUACUGGACGCCCUUCAGGUCGGCCUUUUGAGCCAUUGGAAGUCGACGAGCAUGACGAGAUUGAUGAUAUGCUUCCGACGAGCGGAAGAGCUCGCUUCAGAGAGCCCGGUGGCAAGAAGAAACAAUCUAAGCUUCCAAGCACGUUCACACGUACGAAGUCUUCUUUAAAUCAGGCUCAAUCAGGUCAGAAGCGAAAAGCUCCGGCUCAUUCAAGAGCACAGAAGUCAACCUCGCGUCAUGAGCCAGGCCCGAGCAUCAAAAGAAAGUCAGCUGCAAAGAAGCCAAAGCCAGUCAAACUGAGUAUCCUGGAUGCUACCACCUCUAAUGAUCCAAAAUCACCACGAGCAGUAUCUAGACCUCAAUUCGUGCGUCUCGCUGCUCGUCAAGCCCGGAAUCGGCCUGAUCAUGGCCGGCACAGCCCAUCCAACAAGGACAUCCGUCUGGCUACGAGGGAAGAUACCCAAGAUGCCCUCGAACCGUUACUGUCCUGGCGAGCAGGCAAUUUGAAUCGCAGUUGGGUUCCUCCACCUCAAGAUUCGCGUUCCAAUGCUAGUGCUCAUAACGUCGAGGACUCAACAUUGACUGAAGUGCCAAAUGAUCAAGAAAUCUCAGUGACAACAGGUGGUUCACAACACCGCAGGCCUGGUCAACCGCGACCGCUCAUGGUCACGAAGUCGAGACAGUCUCGACAACUCCAAGAGAAAGGCAAUCCUGCGCGAAAGCGUACGGCUCAAAAUUUGCUGCGAGCAAAUCAGCGGAAGCUGCUCGAACGUGAUCACCGCAUGCGUCCUGCGCAGCUAGAGAGCGUAGCCCAGAGCACAAACCUUGACCUUGAUCCGCUUACCUUCGCUGCACCUCCAUCCCGCUUGAUGGAGAUAUUCGCUCGAGACAAAUGGGAUCAGCCAGCUUCUAAGUUCAGGCUUGAGCGCUUCCUCAAGGACAAGGGCGACUUGCCGGAAGCUUCUGUUCCAGAAGACCCAGAUACGAACAUGACAGGCACUGAUAAUGUCGUCUCACACUCACGAAUCCGCAAAAGACUAGCUCGACGAAUUGAUGUCGAAACAACUAGAUUUCGUCAGCCGAACGAGCCUCUACCAGCUGAUGUUCCCUCUGGUCCGACUCAAGAGCUAGAGAACACAAUCUUGGAUAAUUCUCCUGAGAAGGCAAUUCUACAGGGCCUGGGUCCUUUUGGUACUUGUUACCCUACGGACUUCGAUGUCAGACCGCUCGAGGUUGGCACCUAUUUCGCUACUAGCACAUUCGUGGGCAGUGGAGACUUCAACGAUUGUUUGACGUUACGCAAGCGCGACCUUGAUGUCCCCGCUGGUCGAAUCACUGUAGAAGUAGCCGGUCGCUCUUUGCAUUGGAGUGCCUGGAAUGAAGACGUCUCUGCCGGUCUUGAUCUCAUACUGUCAGCUUGCACAGAAGAUCUACACAGUCUCGGCGGAUAUGAGAGCACGGAGAUGCGACGAACUGCCAUGGAAGAUACCACUGCGCGCUUCAACUAUUUUUUGAGAUCUAUUGUGAGGUAUCUCUCAGGCUGUCUUCACUUCCUGGAUUCCAUCGAUCGAUCCUCUAGCUUGAGCCGCCUUUCCCGCUUUGUCGAUGAGUUUGUAGACAUGGUCGAAAUGGAAACCAUCGUUCUGAAAUCCCGCCCGGAUAUACAGACUCACGUUGACAGACUCAUGGUGGAUUCACUGUCAUACCUGCUCUGCUUAACUGUACAAUCAGUACGCAUAUCGCAACAUCCUGCUGCUGAUUUCAGGUUGCAGGCUGUUCUCAUGGAAAAGUCUGUUCGCUUGAGCACAAAGAUCAUCGCCGCAGCGCUGCCGCCGAGACUCACUCCUGUCCGCGAGUUUUUAGAGACAAAUCGUGAGCACGCUCGACGCGAAUCUGGAAUCCAGGCACAUGAUAUUGCUAUCACGAGCAUUGUCGUUGUCAACCAUGCACUUACAACUGUCAACGCACCCACCAAGCUUUCCGACAUCAUCAGCACACAUUUAGGUCGUUCAAUUACAAAGGCGCACAACAUCCACUCCCUUGAUCAGAUAUGGUACGAUGCCUUUUGUCUUCAACCUCUUCUGGAGAUCGAUGCGAAAGGCAUUUUCCGACCAAGAAGCAGGUUUUCAUCAGCCAAUGAUAACUGGAACUUGGUAAAAAUGCUCUUGCAGCGCACCUUUGAAUUGUAUCCGGCAACCAGCAAAGCGCGCAGUCCAACGCUCAACGAGUAUGUACGGGCAUGUCUGACCAGGGUAUAUCAUCUGAUCACGCGCUGGAGUUGGCGCAGGUGUGAGACUGCACUGAGUACGAUAUACGACUUCUUUGCUGGCAACAACCUUUCGCAACUCCAUAAGGAAGAAGGUAAAGGUUCACCACGCUUUCUCGAAGACCUUGACACAGACCCGACGAUCGAGCUCGAAGCAUCCGAUUGUGCAUUCCACAUUUUCCUCAAGUUGCUUGUAGUUGGCUUGCGGGGUUUACAAGGUCUCUUGCCUAAGAACAAAGUCCGAGGUUUCGCAUGGAGAUUUAUUCCCAACCAUGGCCGUACGUACCGGAAAGAGCAGGAGGUCACUCACAUCGCACUCAAUGCCUUACGCAAUCAUCAUGACUUGCUUUGUACACUGUAUUGGGUUAUGCCAAAUGGCUGUGGACCUCGAUUGCAGAUGAUCAAAGACUUGGUCGACCAUGAUAACUCGCAUCGAGAAGCUUGUCGGCUUAGCGUCCAUGCCUGGGGCAUGCUUGCUCGUUACCAGCUUUCGCAAAGUGGAAAAUUCAAUGAUCAGGAUGUCUUGGCUUCAUGGUACAGAGACAUGGUUUCAACCACGAUAUCUCAAUAUCGACUUGCCAGGUCUGAAGCAGAAGCACAGUAUACCGCGGCGAGAUCCAGAGGGUCGUCUGAGAUAACGCCUGAGAUGCUCGAGAUGACUGUCACAGCCAAUCAACGAAGCAUUUUUGCCAUUCUGCAAGAUCUGCUAUUGGCAAUGCGCAAUGCUCUCAAGAUCUCAAAGUCAUGGUCUGCUGUUCGCAAUGUCACCGAGCAAUCUAAUGUGAUCGAGGUGCUGAAAUUGUUCGACAUGGAUCAGCCCAGACUUUCCGUUGCUAUUGUUCAGGCACUGGAUAUUGUUGAUGAACUGCUUGUCGCCAAAACCAGGUUAUGCAGACCAAUACAGCAAGAAAGUCAGCCAGGCAGUGAUGACAGCCAGGACUAUGGUGACUGGUCCUUCAUGGAUCAGGUCAUGGAAGAGCCAGGGAACUCAGAGCCGAAGACAUCAGAAGUGGCGUUCCUGCAAGAACCUCUCGCCUCACUUCUCUCAACAUGCUUUGGCUCGGAGAAGAGUCCUGAUGAUGCGCUUCUCAAGAGGAUUGUUGAUGUCUGGAUCGCCACUGCGCAGCAGUUGAUCAAUGAGAAUGUUCUUGACUGGUCAAGCUUCCUAGAUGUCUACAGCACAUCUUCAUGGUUCCAGCUCCGAGAGACCGAACAGAGGCACAAAUACACUUGCUAUUUCCUUGCGUCUGUCAUCAAGAGCGACAGGUCAAGCCUCUACAACCAUCGAACUCUUUUCAUGAAAGCUUGGUUCGUCGCGUUGUUCGAGCGCGAAUCGAAGCUCAAGUUCCAACACCGCCUUACGGCAAGUCUGCUAGAGAAAGCCACCUCGGAGCCAUUACUGCACAAUCUGCCAUUUGCUGCCAACUAUGAGACUGGCGAGUAUCGCAUCACCUCAGCUGAGUUCCGUGAGCGGCGAAUCAGUCUCAUCAGUAGUGUGCUGUCAAAUAUGCAUACCUCACUCAAUCCCUCUCAUUCAUCGACGAUGUCAGACAGCAAAAGAGAGUAUGUUGAUAUGCUUAAGGCUGCUAUGCAACACAUGCGCAGUACAUACGAACAACUUCAAAACAUGUCUGGUCGACUUGGCGGUUCAUCUUACGACACUGUCAAAGGAGCUUACGUCGAAUUCGUCCAGUCAAUCAUAUCGCUGAUGCAGCAAUACACAUCGGACAUCUGUCCUAUCGAUCCUUUCUUUGUGGACUCUGCCGCUUUCCCUCUUCCCCUCGAUGACCCGACAUAUGUCAAGGCAAAGCUCAAAAGCUAUGAUUCCAAACUGGAAGACAAUCGCGCCCGCAAACAACUUGCUGUCUUUGUUCAAACAGUCAGUGAGCGCGCAGCUUCUGAGAACCAGCAACCAUAUCUCACCAAGCAGAUGCAUGAUGCUCUGAUCGGAGACGCAUCAAGAGGACUCAGGAGUGUGGUACUAACGGCUCUGCUACCGCCGUACAUUCACUGUUCACACAGUUCCACUCCAGGCAGUGUCUUAGCUCUGCCCCUCAUUGAAGCUAGUGCUGCGGUCAUCUAUGACAUAAUCUAUGAUCUAGACCUUGCUGACGAAAAAGCCGUGGAUUUAGACGUCGACGCCAUCAGCUCUGUUCUCACGACAGCAUAUCACUUUGCCAUGUCAAUCCCGUCUCAGCCAACAUUGCAAGACGUCGGCCCUUUACGUCUCCUCGCAGCGAUCUUCCAUCUUGCGGAACAAAGUCUCACGUUUGUCGAGUAUGUGCACCGCGCUACUGGUAAGGCAAGUGGCGCCAUGGAAUUGCUCCGCCGUCUCAUGGCAUUUGGCGAAGAGUUUAGCACCCGCGUCAUGGAUUCCUUUGCGGACGUGCAAAUUUCGCCUGAUGCGCCAAUGCUCGAGGGUAUCUACUGUCCUUGGCAAGAUACGCUUGACUUUGCUUCACGCAAUCUUGCCGAAACACUCGCAAGAGUACCAUCACGAAACUGGGAGACAGAUUUUGGAAGCGUUGAAGAGGAAAGUCUGAGAGUCGUAGCUUCUUUUGAGUUAUUCAGACGCAGCUACAACGUUGUUGUGUGUCGUGGCAAAAAUAUCGUGCAAAGUGCUGUCGAUGGAGUUGAGAUUGAGGAAGGUGAGGACGAGGAGCUUGAGGAACAAGAUAUACAGAGACAAGGACUCGAUGAAGUGAUGACUGGUAUGCAGGGUCUGGGAUGGGAAGGCUUGGUGUAG